Messenger RNA from Dovyalis caffra, 1893 nucleotides. The record is from the annotation of a GenBank genome assembly. Lineage: Eukaryota; Viridiplantae; Streptophyta; Magnoliopsida; Malpighiales; Salicaceae.
AUGGAAACGACGACGAGCGAUGUUGCCAUGUUAGAUGCGGAGUUGCUUCAGCUACCAGAGGUUGCUCCUUUAGCUUUCAAAUCUUACCCUGACUUUGCGCAAAAACUCUUCGAUCAGUGGCUCGCUCUUCCCGAUGCCAAUAAGCUGGAAAGCAGUUUAACAAUGAUGCUUGAAACCUAUAUCGGUUUGGCGUCACAACAGAAGUCCAAUAGAAAAGUGAAAGACAAGUCUAAUAGAAGUGUGACAUCCCUGAUUAAUGAUGCCAAGACAGGCGCUCCCUUGAAUGUCUCUGGAAACUCAUCUAGUGCAAAUGCUUCCACUGGCAAUUCCUUACCUUCUAUGUUUCCUGCGGGGAGUACACCGCCGCUUUCUCCCAGAAGUUCAACCGGUUCCCCUCGCGUGACAAAACAAAGGGCUGGCCCUUCUAAUUUAGGGUCUCCUCUAAAAGUAGUCAGUGAGCCAGUAAGGGAGUUGAUACCACAGUUUUAUUUUCAAAAUGGUCGUCCAGCGCCAAAUGAACUAAAAGAACAAUGCUUGAUUCGGAUCAAUCACUUUUUCUAUGGCCACUCGGAUGGAAUGCAGAUACAUGAGUUCAAAUCAGUCACAAAAGAAGUAUGCAAGCUGCCGUCAUUCUUCUCCACAGCUCUAUUUAGAAGGAUUGAUGUUAAUACCACCAAUUUUGUGACAAGUUUGAUAGUAGGCCCGGAAUUCAAUUCCUUGAUUUUGGCAGAUCAAGAAAUCAAAGUCAAUACACAAGAUCUGGCUGUUGGUUUACCAGUUGGAAUUGUGGUGGACCAUGUUUUUUUGCUUUUUGUGGCGUACAAUGGACUUGUUCUUGAUGCAUUUGGUGGUUUUAGGGAGGAGGAAGGAUUGGAUGCUUUUCUUGAUUAUUGGAUAAAUGGCAACAUGUUGACAUUGGAUAUAGCAACCCAAAUAUUUACAAUUUUGAAGCAACCAGAUCUCAAAUACCUCACCCAGGAAGACUUUAAACCUGUGCUUCGAGAAUUACUGGCAACUCAUCCUGGAUUGGAGUUCUUACAGAGCACACCCGAAUUUCAGGAAAGAUAUGCUGAAACUGUAAUAUACAGAAUUUUUUACUACAUAAAUAGAUCCGGGGAUGGUCAUCUUUCCCUCAGGGAGCUGAAACGUGGAAACUUAAUUGAUGCAAUGCAACAUGCAGAUGAAGAAGAGGAUAUAAAUAAAGUUUUGAGGUACUUCUCUUAUGAGCACUUUUAUGUGAUAUACUGCAAGUUUUGGGAGCUUGACACAGACCAUGAUUUUCUUAUCGACAAAGAGAACCUUAUCAGAUAUGGGAACCAUGCACUUACCUACCGGAUUGUUGACAGAAUAUUUUCCCAGGUAGCUAGAAAAUUUACUAGUAAGGUUGAAGGAAAGAUGGGAUAUGAAGAUUUUGUAUAUUUCAUACUCUCAGAGGAAGACAAGUCAUCUGAGCCUAGUCUUGAGUAUUGGUUCAAGUGCAUAGAUUUGGAUGGAAAUGGAAUUCUGACACGGAAUGAGAUGCAAUUCUUUUAUGAGGAGCAAUUGCAUAGGAUGGAAUGCAUGGCUCAAGAGCCUGUGCUUUUUGAAGAUAUAUUGUGCCAGAUAAUUGAUAUGAUUGGACCAGAGAAUGAGAGCUAUAUCACCCUCCGUGACCUGAAAGGUUGUAAACUUUCAGGAAGUGUUUUCAACAUCCUUUUCAACCUUAAUAAAUUUAUGGCCUUUGAAACCCGUGAUCCGUUUCUCAUUCGUCAGGAGCGUGAGAAUCCAACAUUGACUGAGUGGGAUCGCUUUGCGCAUAGAGAAUAUAUUAGGCUUUCGAUGGAAGAAGAUGUUGAAGAUGCUUCUAAUGGCAGCGCGGAAGUUUGGGAUGAAUCACUUGAGGCUCCAUUCUGA